GCGCGCACCCAGCUACUCGCUUUUAUAUUAAAUUGACCUUAUUUACUUUGCUGGAGGUCGAUAAACCUUUACAUAUGAAUCCAGUGUUACUCUAACUGCAAUCCGCUUCAGUGUUCUCCUAUAGUGUUUUAAAAUUUGUGGACCAUGUCGAAUUCGGUCGAAGUUACAAUAAGCCCGGACGUCAAAAUUGGCGGCACUCACCCGUGUUUCAUUAUAGCAGAAGUCGGACAAAACCACCAAGGUGACAUUGAAAUAGCGAAAAAGUUGAUAAAAGCCGCAAAGGAUGCAGGCGCCAGUUGUGUCAAAUUUCAAAAAACAUGUUUAAAAGAAAAGUUCACAAAGAAAUAUCUGGAGCGGCCGUAUGACAAUGCUAACUCAUGGGGCAAGACCUAUGGCGACCACAAGAAGCACUUGGAAUUCUCGGAAACACAGUACAGAGAGCUGUUCAAGUAUGCACAGGAGGUCGGCAUUCUGUGCACCGCUUCCGCCAUGGACAUGGUGUCCUUCGAUUUCCUAAUCAACAUGAAGGUACCCUUCAUCAAAAUUGGAUCCGGCGAUUCGAACAACUUGCUCUUCCUCAAAUACGCUGCCUCUAAAAAGAUUCCUCUGAUCAUCUCGACUGGGAUGGUGGACAAGAGCGCAGUGAAGACGAUAUACGACAUCAUAUCCGCGCAGCACAAGCAGUUCUGCCUGCUGCACUGCAUCUCGGCUUACCCCGUGCCGUUUGAGGACUGCAACCUGACCGUGCUGCAGGACUACAAGAACACUUUCGACAUUCCAGUCGGAUACUCCGGCCAGGAGCUUGGCACGGCUGUCGCUUUAGGAGCCGUUGCGCUGGGGGCUAAGGUUCUGGAGAAGCACAUAACAUUAGACAAGACCAUGAAGGGAACAGACCACGUGUGCUCGCUGACGCCGAGUGAGUUCUCGCAGCUGGUGCGAGACGUGCGCGUCAUUGAAGCGUCCCUGGGCACGCCUAUUAAGAAGGUCGUCACCUCAGAAAUUCCCUGCAUCGACAAGCUUCAAAAGUCACUAGUGAUGGGCAGUACAAAGAACAAGGGUGAGAUCCUGUACCCCGGCGACGUCAAGAUCAAGGUAGCCGAGCCGAAAGGACUCAACGCACUGCACUUCGAGGACGUCAUAUACAAGACGCUAGUGGUCGAUAAGAAAGAGGACGAACCGUUGAAUAAGGGAGACUUCUGCUAGGGUUGUCCAGUACAGGGUAUUUUAUUUAGCUAUAUCCAGGGCCGGAUCUAGGGUAGAGCGAGUGGAGCGGUCGCUUUAGGCGCCAAACUAUAGGAGAGGCGCCAACAUGCUGAAUGAUGAAAGAACAGCCUCAUUGGCGAGUUUGUUAAUAAAAAGGUAAUCAUAGGUGCCAUAAGUCCAUUACGCUCUACCCUGAUGCUCGGCCCGGCGCUGGCUAUAUCCCAUUUUAUUUUAAUUACAUUUUUAUGUUAUGUCUGCUCAGAAUUUCAAGUUCUUUUGUACAGUCGACUAAAAAAAAUGUAUCCAUUUUUUCACCUUAUUGCAUUGUAUUAAGGUGAAAAAGUGUAUACAUCUUUUUGUAGUCGACUGUACGUAAGGUAGUACUA
Molecule: messenger RNA, 1589 nt
Organism: Leguminivora glycinivorella
Lineage: Eukaryota; Metazoa; Arthropoda; Insecta; Lepidoptera; Tortricidae
Gene: NANS
Product: sialic acid synthase
Exons: 5
Coding region: 145-1203 (352 amino acids)
Biological process (GO): carbohydrate biosynthetic process
Molecular function (GO): N-acylneuraminate-9-phosphate synthase activity
Source: RefSeq, a predicted model, not a curated record